Messenger RNA from Orbicella faveolata, 1680 nucleotides. Its product is annotated as transmembrane protein 198-like. NCBI's taxonomy places the organism in Eukaryota, Metazoa, Cnidaria, Anthozoa, Scleractinia, Merulinidae. The record is from RefSeq and is a predicted model, not a curated record. Gene Ontology annotation, cellular component: plasma membrane.
AACAGAAGUUUUCUUUGGACAAGAUAUGAACAAGUUUGCAAUAUUAUCAGUUCACCUUGAAAUAAUUUUGUCUUUGUUUAGUACAUCUAGGUUUAAUUUGCAGGUUGUAGGUCUGUGAAUAUUGUGAAUCCUCUUCAGAUAGGUUUUAAUUUAAUUGGUCUGAAUUUAUUUGAUGAGAAGCACUGAUAUCUAUAUCACUUAACAUCGUUAAUCUUGUCUUGAAUAUUUGAGGUUAAAACCUGGCCAAUCAACCAAUCAAUUUUCUUUCUUGUCUGUUAACAUGAAGCCAAACAUGUUGAGUUAUAGUAAACAAGUUGGAUGUUCUAUCCAAAACAAUACUUGCAUUAUGUUAGAAACAGGCUAACUUUAAUAGUGUGCUGGUAAUCAAGCAUGUCUUUCUGAUUAUUGAAAAUCAUUCCAGAUGCCUAUCUGUUCUGGUGUAGCCUCCAUGUCUGACAAGAACAAUGAUUUAAAUAUAAAAUAUGAAUCAGUGCUGGUAAUUUGAAGUGUGUUGUUUUGACUAAAUUAGUCUCAAGUGGCAUCUCAGUCAGUCUGUAUAGCUGUAUAUGUGUGUAUAUCUGGCUGCAAAUUUUUAAAAUGGAAGAGUGUUACAGAUGUUCUUGGAAAAAGCAGAUGAGUCCUGCAAUACUUUCAGUGCUUGUUCUACUCAGUGUGUUCCUCUCUGUUGUGGAUGGGAUUAAUGACACAGUGAGCCCUGGUGUUGGCAAUAGUAGUUCUGUUGUCAACAUGAGCACUACAGUAAUGCCAACCACCCAGAUAACCACAGAUUUACCAACUAAUGCUACUCCACAGAAUGCUACUCCAGGAAUAAAGAUUGGUGAAUGUCACGGCUUCGAAGUGUUUGUUCUAAACAACCAGCUCAAUAUACCGUACACUGUCACAUGCUGUAUUGCUGUCCUCUGUGGAUUUUAUCUGAUUUUAUUUGGCUACAGAUUUUUUAAGAGCAGCCUUUUUCUGUUGGGGUUCCUGUUUGCCACCUUUGUCACCUACAUUAUUGGCAGUAACCAUGCUGACCUGCCAUCCUGGGGUCUUGUUGCAGUGGCUGUCGCUGUUGGAAUAUUCUGUGGGCUUUUGACGAUGUUUGUCACUUACUGUGGCCUAUUCCUUGGUGGAUUUGGCCUUGGAUUCUUCAUUGGCAUUGCUAUAUUCUUUAUUGUCGAGACAUUCUACCAUGUUUCCAUCAAGUGGAUACCAUUUGGAGUCCUCCUAGGUUUGAGUUUGAUCUUCAGCUUGCUGACGCUAAGGUGGCAGAAGGGAUUCUUCAUUGUGGCAACCUCAAUUAUUGGGGCAGCACUGAUAACGGGUGGUGUCGACUACUUCAUCGAAGAGUUUGUGUUGAUCAACUAUGCUUGGCAAAGGAUCAUGGCAGCUGAUGAAAAGGUAGACUGCUGGGUGAGUUGGGUCAUUCUAGCGAUAUGGCCUGUCAUGUUUAUCCUGGGAAAUGUGGUGCAAUUCUGCAAAACAGGAAGAAGUUACACUCACAAAAAAAGAUCAGACUCUGUGUCACUCCAAGGUGAAGAUAAAGCAAUGAAGAGAUAUCGCAGCCUAAACAUGAAUGGAGAUGUGGUGGCAAAGAUGCCUAUCUGUUCUGGUGUAGCCUCCAUGUCUGACAAGAACAAUGAUUUAAAUAUAAAAUAUGAAUCAGUGCUGGUAAUUUGA